AUGGCGAGUUCCCCCCCAUCCGAGGCGGAUGGGGGGCCCGCGAGCCGGCCCCCGAGCCGCUACGCCGCGCAUUUUACGGCAGCCCGCGCCGCGCGAUCGGCGCCGGGGCAUCGCGCCGUACUUUUCAACCCCCCGCCGAGGGCCGACCCCCCCGAGGGGGCAAUCCCAGCGGCGCUCGACGCGGCCCCCCACCACGCCACGAUGGCCCGCCUUCACGAUAGCCUGGUCAGCCAAGAGCAGCUCAAGCGCGAGAACCAAACGCUUCGCGGCAAACUGAAAGGCCUCGAGGAGGAGCUCGCUGAGUCCCGGCGGGUGAUUUCCGCGCAGCUGAGCAAAUUAGCCACCGCCCGGGCCGCCGCCGCGGCGUUACGCCAGGCGGAGGGCGAUUUGAAAGCCCAGCUCGAGCGAUCCAAACGCCACGCCCGGGCGAUGGAAAGCCACCACCGGGAGGAACUCAAAAACCUCCACACGCAGUUCGAGCGCGCAAAGGCCUUCGACGAGGCCCAAAUCGCGGAUCUCCAGGCGCGGUUGGAGGUCGGGCGCAAUCAACCCCGCACUCGGCCAAUCCCACCCAACCCGAUCCCAGGCCAUACGAGCGAUUCCUCCCCCGUUUUAGCCCCGGCCCCGCCGGAUUUAACUCCCCCCGCGGAGCCCCGGGGCCCCGAGGCCGAUUGUGAUGAUGCCCCGCAUUUAUCAACAUCGACCUCCCACGUUGAGCUCGUCCCUGUCAACUCCACCACGUCGGCCGCCCAUCUGGCCGAACAACUCAAGGCGUGGCUAUUUCACGAGCUCGCCGAGGGCUUUCCCAAACCCGAGGCUGCCGAUUCGAACUCAACGAGUGAGUUAAAUAUCGAGACGAAAGACCCCCCCAACGCGGAAAACAAAACGGACACGGCGGGCACUUUUGCGGUCAAUCCGCAGGCUCUUCUUGAAGCCGUCAUUCUCAGCAAACAAUAUGCCAUCCAGAAGCCAUCCGAUCCCGACUCACCCGAGGUGGAGGAUUUUAAAAGUUGUCAUUCGCAGACAUCGCCGCUUGAGCAAACGCAGUCGGGGUGGCAAAAUAAGGAUUUCGCUUUUUAG
This is a messenger RNA of Phytomonas sp. Hart1, 1080 nucleotides long. NCBI's taxonomy places the organism in Eukaryota, Euglenozoa, Kinetoplastea, Trypanosomatida, Trypanosomatidae. The record is from the annotation of a GenBank genome assembly.